CAUGCAUAAGUAAAAUAUAUUGGGUAUGUUAUAGAGUAUAUAAAACCCACUGUUUAACACUUCUUUAAUAGGUCGUAAUUGUAUGAAGUUAUUUUUGCUAAAAUGAUACAUCACAUCAUAUACCAAACUGUUUUUUUGGUUUUUUUGUAUCAGCUAAAUUGUCAGCCAUUAACAAGGCAAUGUGAAAGAAAUGCAUAUUUUUUAAGCAUAGUAAAUGAUAUUUUUGGACCAAAAAAUUGUAUACUUACGGAUAAAGAAAUUCAAAGCCUUUUAAAAAACAAUGAAAUAAAUGAAAAAUUUUUGAUUUUUGGAAACGAUAAACUUAAAGAUAAAAUGUGCAAAUUAGGAUGCAAGUACACAGAACUUUGCCUUUAUAUAAUGUACUACAUCAAGUAUGACAUGGUAAAUAAAAAUAAUAUACAGUAUAAUGCGCUAUGGUUAUUCAAGGUAAUUGUACAUCGCAUGUUAUCGAUAUACUAUUAUACAAUAGGUUUUACUACAAACGGCAUCUGGUAUACAUCAAUUACUAUAAAUGCAUUGGUUGAAAAAAAAAUAUCACCAGAAAAUAUUAACUUUGAAUUUAUCGAGAUCAUGUUCGACUUUUGUAUGCAAUCCUUUUGCCAAAAUAAUUUACAAUAUCCUCCUAAAAGACAUAACAAUUAUCCUGAUCUUGAUACAAUAAAGGAAAUAUCAACACAAUUAAAAUUGUAUUCCAAUUAUCCUGUGGAGUUUAACAAAAUUUAUCAGUAUGAAGAUGUAUCAAAUGUUUAUAGCUUUUUUUGGGAUAACAAUGAUGGUUAUAAGACAUUCAUUCCUCCUAAAGAAUUAUUUCCAAGUUAUGAUGAAUAUCAUAUAGCACAGACAUAUAUAACAGUGUGCACCUAUUGGAAAACUGAUUAUUUUAAAUUGUGGAUAUAUACUGACGCUAUAAAGAGAAAUUUAUUACUGGUAACUUAUUAUUAUUUAGCUCAACAUAGUAUUUGUCUUAUAAAUUUCUUUUUAAACGCAUUUGACCCAGUAGUUUUUUUGGAUUUGUUUAAAAUCCCAUUAAACACAAUAACUGAAAUAGGUGUAUUUUCAAGCGAAUUGUUUAUAAAACCAUUCUAUGAUUAUGCAAAUGACAUGAAAAAUGAUAAAAUAAUUAACCAGCAAACAUUAAUGAUGUAUACCACUAAAGUCAGGGGAUCUUUCAAUAUACUAGCAAAUAAUUUUAAAAUUUCAAAUAUUAAAAACACUGACAUAAUAAAUAAUAAUUCGUCAAAAAAUCCAUUGAAAUAUUCAGAUGUAAAAGAGCUGUUACUGUCGUAUGAUAGUAAUUUGCAAAAAUAUUUUGAAAAUGUAAAACGUGGAAUGGCACCUGUUGAUUUUGUUGUAUUAAAAAUAUUUAAGGCAAGUAAUGAAAAACUAUGAAACCAUAAUUUUUACUUCAAGUUAAAUUCAGAUUUGAUGCCAUUUUAACAAAAUGGACAUAAAAUUAAGUUUAAAAAUUAUAAGAAUUUAAAUAAAUAGCCCAGCAAAUGAAACAAAAAACAUAUGAGAAUAUGUAUUAAUAGUCGUAAUACUGUAAACAUGUAAAUAUGAUUACAUGCAUAAUAGAAACUUAACGAAAUAUCUAAAAUGUAUUAUAUAAAUUAUUAUUUAGUCACUGUAAUCACUAAAUUUUUAGUUAUACUUAUUUAGUACGAUAUUUAUGUGGUCAAUGAAAUAAUAAUUAUUAAACGAAUUAUUAGCUAAAAGUA
Daktulosphaira vitifoliae (grape phylloxera) is the source of this 1739-nucleotide messenger RNA. RefSeq lists its product as uncharacterized. The record is from RefSeq and is a predicted model, not a curated record. Bases 103 to 1410 code for a protein of 435 amino acids. The transcript is spliced from 2 exons. NCBI's taxonomy places the organism in Eukaryota, Metazoa, Arthropoda, Insecta, Hemiptera, Phylloxeridae.